UGGUACUUCAAACCACCAAUUGGUUCGGAUUCUAGAAAGAUACGUAUAUUAUAUUCUCAGUAUUUGACGUUUCUUCUUUCUUCUUUAUCACUUGCAUAGAAAUUUCUAAACCGUAGACCGGGUGACUAAUUCCACCAAAUGACCCUUCUCAACAUAAAUAUCAAAUAUCAAGCCCCAUUCCUUGUUUAUCAAGACACAACAAAUCGGUAGCUUACCAUAAUCUUUGCUCGGUUACCCAUAAAAAUGUAUCCUACAGCACCUGAUUAUGAUAAACACGCAGCUGAACACUAUCCAGGUGCUGUCCCGGUUUCAGGAACUCCAAAUACUGCUCCCCCACAACUCUAUGCUCCUCCAUAUAUACCCUACGGGAGGCCGGUUCAUGGUGGUGCAGUGAAAUGGUCAACUGGUCUUUGCCACUGUUGUGAUGAUCCUGCAAACUGUUUUACCACUUGCUGCUGCCCUUGCAUCACGUUUGGACAGAUCGCUGAGAUAGUAAACGAAGGUUUUCCAUCUUGUGUUCUGAGUGGCGCGAUCUAUGCUAUUCUGGGUCUUACUGGUUUCGCCUGCUUGUACUCCUGCUGUAAUCGCUCAAAAAUGAGGGGGAAAUAUGACUUGGAAGAGGCACCUUGUGCAGACUGCAUAGUGCACUUCUGCUGUCCGGCUUGUGCUCUGUGCCAAGAAUACAGAGAGCUCAAGCAUAAUCGUGGGUUUGAUAUGGGGAUAGGAUGGGAAGCCAACGAGGACAGACGAAGGCGGGGAGUCACAAUAGCUCCAACAGUGGCACCAGGCAUGACAAGGUGAAAUGGAAAACCAAGACCCCUUUGCUGUUGAUCCUGCUGUCUGCUUCCUUGCUGCGUGCAGUUUCUUUUUUCAGUUGUAUCGUUAUUGUUGGGGGUGUGUGUUUGAAUGGUUAUUGGCAUCAGAGAAGGAAAAACGUGAAAUUUGUGCCAAUGUAGCAGCCUGUGUAAACAACAUAUGUUAUGUUUAUGGUACUCUCAUUUCUAA
Juglans microcarpa x Juglans regia is the source of this 1005-nucleotide messenger RNA. RefSeq names its product cell number regulator 1-like. The transcript has 4 exons. The coding region runs from base 244 to 801 and encodes 185 amino acids. Lineage: Eukaryota; Viridiplantae; Streptophyta; Magnoliopsida; Fagales; Juglandaceae. The record is from RefSeq and is a predicted model, not a curated record.